UGGGAGACCAGAGAUAGUGAAUGCAAGGUCCGGGGAGACCAGAUAUAGUGAAUGCAGGGUCCGGGGAGACCAGAUAUAGUGAAUGCGGGGUCCAGGGAGACCAGAGAUAGCGAAUGCAGGGUCCGGGGAGACCAGAUAUAGUGAAUGCAGGAUCCAGAGAGACCAGAGAUAGUGAAUGCAGGGUCCGGGGAGACCAGAUAUAGUGAAUGCAGGGUCCGGGGAGAGCGGAUAUAGUGAAUGCAGGGUCCGGGGAGACCAGAUAUAGUGAAUGCAGGGGUCCGGGGAUACCAGAUAUGGUGAAUACAGGGUCCAGGGAGACCAGAUAUAGUGAAUGCAGGGUCCGGGGAGACCAGAUAUAGUGAAU
Staurois parvus is the source of this 364-nucleotide messenger RNA. The record is from the annotation of a GenBank genome assembly. Lineage: Eukaryota; Metazoa; Chordata; Amphibia; Anura; Ranidae.